AUGACCUUCGGCACCGCGAAUAGUGGGACGUACGGGCACUGCAAAAAAGACGACGCAUUCGGUAUGCUCGACGCCUUCUACAGCAAAGGCGGGAACUUCAUCGAUACGGCCAUCGGCAUAUCGGAUACCCCAGCCUGGGUUGUCUCCAAGGCGAACGAGUACGCGAGGCAGAAAGGACCGCGGCAAUUCGUGGUGUACCAGGGGAUGUGGAAUGCGACGAUGCGCGACUUUGAGCGCGAUAUCAUCCCCAUGUGCCGAGAGGAAGGAAUGGGUCUCUGCCCUUAUGGAGUCCUUAACCAAGGCCGCUUCCAGACAGAAGAGGGUUUCCGGAGCGUGAAAAACACAACGAGGGGCGGAAUUUAA
This is a messenger RNA of Aspergillus nidulans FGSC A4, 363 nucleotides long. RefSeq lists its product as uncharacterized. The transcript has 2 exons. Lineage: Eukaryota; Fungi; Ascomycota; Eurotiomycetes; Eurotiales; Aspergillaceae. The record is from RefSeq and is a predicted model, not a curated record. The coding region runs from base 1 to 363 and encodes 120 amino acids.